CUCUUAAUGAACGAGAAAGCGGAUUUUUCAUUGGUUUACUGGUUAUUGGGCAAAUAUGUUCGGAAUACUUCCAGAUUUAUCAACCAAUAUAUAAAUAAUAACGUCACAUCCGUUUAGUUAAUACCAUGUGGAAGUUUUACAAACAUCUCUGAAAUAUAUAUAUCUAUAACGAUGCCAGCCAAAAAGAAAAAGUUCAUUGAUAAGAAAAAUGCAGUGACUUUCCACCUAGUACACCGAAGUCAGAGAGAUCCACUGCAGGCUAAAGAGGAAUCAUCAAAACAUGUUCUACUUCCUGUAGAGAAGAAAAAGGAAUUAAGCAAAGAAGAGAAACUCGAAGAGCUGCAUAAAUACGGCAUUUUUUACGAUGAUGAAUAUGACUAUUUGCAACAUUUGAAAGAUUUGAAUGAAGUAUACGAGCUAGAAGAACAUGUGCCCAGGGAAGAGAAGAACACAAAGAUAAACCUCCCAUCCUCAGUGUUUGCAUCUGACCUUGAGAAAGGUGUAGGUCUUUUGAAUGAAGCAGUGCCCAUUAGAGGACCGAGGCCAGAUUGGGACCCAGAUAUAGUUGCAGCACUUGAUGAGGAUUUUGACUAUAAUGAUCCUCAAAAUCAACUUGAAGAUGACUUCAUAGUCAAGGCAAAUGCUGGGGAAGGUGUCAAAUGUGAUGAGGAUGAAGAAAUUGGAUCUGAUGUGGACUUUGAUUCUGAUGACUGUGAAAUGUCAGAUGAUGACUUCGGAAGUGAUGACAGAGGGAAACUAUUCAUGGAGGAAGAAACAAAGUCUCGCUUCACUAAUUAUUCCAUGUCUUCCUCAGUAAUCAAGAGAAAUGAAGGGUUAACUUUACUGGAUGAUAGAUUUGAAAAGUUAUAUGAACAAUAUGAGGACACAGAAAUUGGUGCCUUGGACAAUGAAGAUGUUGAUGGAUUUGUUGGACAAGGCAGUCAUAUGCUGGACACGAUAUUGGAAGAUUUUGAAAAACAGCAAGAAGAAAACCGUAGAAACUUGCAUUCUGUGAUGGAUGAUGAGCGACCUGAUGACCUUGGGAUAGAGGUCGUAAGUGGAGAUGAAUCUGACAAUGAGGCUGACCUUGUACAAAUGGUGAUAGAGAAACCCAAGGAAAAAUGGGACUGCGAAUCCAUUAUAAGUACCUAUUCAAAUUUAUACAACCAUCCUAAGUUAAUAGAGGAACCUCGAAAGGAUAAGAAAAUCAAUUUGACAUCUCGAUUGGGGAUCCCAGAGGGGGUGUUGGAACAGCCGGGUUUAACUCGUAAACAAAUUGAGAAGGAAAUAAGGGAGAAUAGGCUAGCUGACAAAGCAAGUACAUACCGACCCAAGAAUGAGACCACGGAGGAACGCAAACAGAGGAAGCAGGCAACUAAGCAUGAGAAAAAGGAAAGAAGGAUGGAGAAGAAAUCAAACAAGGAAGCAUUUAGUGCUGAGAAAGUACGUCAAACAAAAGAACAGAUGAACCUACAGAAAAACCUACAGGGUCUCAGGUUAUCAUGAUGCUGGGAUGGAAUUCGCCUUCAGCUCUCAAUGGCAGCCUUUGCUUUGGUGUUGUACACAAGCUGAUCAUUUUAUUCUUUCUGUAAUUAGGCCUGUAAGAAUAGGUGCAAUUUUUGAAGUUUUAAAAAAGAUUCACUGAAAAUCAAUUGUAAAGUGUGAUUUAAUCCCCCCUAACACACACAAAUAGCACUUUAAAUUUGCUUCCUAUGGGCCUUUGUUGUGUACAAUUCAUGAUGUUAGCUGGAAUAUGAUGUUUAGACCAUCAAAAUGUAUUCUGAGGAAUUUCAGUAUUUAUUGUAUGGUAAAUACCAUAAUACAUUGUACAUUGAACUCUAUGGAUGUGCCAGACUUCACAUCAGACUUUACAUGUGUUUUUAAAGCGAGAGAUAGUGUCAUCAAUUUUUACUGAUAAAAAAUUGAUGAGAGUGAUGAAUUUCAAAAACUCAUUUUGGUUUGUUUUUUAUGAUGAAUAAAUUGUUACAGAUUG
Ostrea edulis (European flat oyster) is the source of this 1993-nucleotide messenger RNA. Its product is annotated as protein LTV1 homolog. The coding region runs from base 172 to 1506 and encodes 444 amino acids. NCBI's taxonomy places the organism in Eukaryota, Metazoa, Mollusca, Bivalvia, Ostreida, Ostreidae. Gene Ontology annotation, biological process: ribosomal small subunit biogenesis; ribosomal small subunit export from nucleus. Gene Ontology annotation, cellular component: cytosol; nucleus; preribosome, small subunit precursor. The record is from RefSeq and is a predicted model, not a curated record. The transcript has 11 exons.